Messenger RNA from Rhinopithecus roxellana (golden snub-nosed monkey), 1240 nucleotides. RefSeq names its product taste 2 receptor member 8 (gene TAS2R8). Gene Ontology annotation, molecular function: bitter taste receptor activity; G protein-coupled receptor activity. Bases 311 to 1240 code for a protein of 309 amino acids. The record is from RefSeq and is a predicted model, not a curated record. The transcript has a single exon. Gene Ontology annotation, cellular component: membrane. Gene Ontology annotation, biological process: sensory perception of taste; G protein-coupled receptor signaling pathway; detection of chemical stimulus involved in sensory perception of bitter taste. Lineage: Eukaryota; Metazoa; Chordata; Mammalia; Primates; Cercopithecidae.
UGAGAGUAAUUUCAGCCAAGCAUUUCAGUUAUCACUCACUAAAGGGUAACAAUUAUAAUUUUUCCGGGCUAUAAGUAAGUAGUCAAGCUGCUCAUUUGGAGCAAUUAGUUGGUUUCUUCUUCAGGAAUGUAGAGACAAUCCUAUUUCAGGUGAGAGCUGAACACUUCUGGAAUGAUAACGAAGUCAAAAUAAUAGCAGAUGAAUACAUUAUUGCAUGAUUCGAAGAAUUUAUUUAUCAUGCUUCAACAGGUCACCUGUAAAUUAGCUCAUCUACGGUGAUAUUUGACAUCAGAUUGUUCUCUCUACAAACAUGUUCAGUCCUGCAGAUAACAUCUUUAUAAUCCUAAUAACUGGAGAAUUCAUAAUAGGAAUAUUGGGGAAUGGAUACAUUGGACUAGUCAACUGGAUUGACUGGAUUAAGAAGAAAAAGAUCUCUACAAUUGACUGCAUCCUCACCAAUUUAGUUAUCUCCAGAAUUUGUUUGAUCAGUGUAAUGGUUGUAAAUGGCAUUGUAAUAGUACUUUACCCAGAUGUUUAUACAAAAAGUAAACUACAGAUAGUCAUUUGUACCUUCUGGACAUUUGCCAACUACUUAAAUAUGUGGUUUACCGCCUGCCUUAAUGUCUUCUAUUUUCUCAAGGUAGCCAAUUCCUCUCACCCACUUUUUCUCUGGCUGAAGUGGAAAAUUGAUAUGGUGGUUCGCUGGAUCCUGUUGGGAUGUUUUGCCAUUUCCUUGCUGGUCAGCCUUAUAAUAGCAACAGUACUGAGUCAUGAUUAUAGGUUUCAUGCAAUUGCCAAACAUAAAAGAAACGUUACUGAAAUGUUCCAUGUGAGUAAAAUGCCAUAUUUUGAACACUUGACUCUCUUUAACUUGCUUGCAAUUGUCCCAUUUAUUGUGUCAUUGAUGUCAUUUUUCCUUUUAGUAAGAUCUUUACGGAGACAUACCAAGCAAAUAAAACUCUAUGCUACUGGCGGUAGAGACCCAAGCACAGAAGCUCAUGUGAGAGCCAUUAAAACUAUGACUUUGCUUAUCUUCUUUUUUUUCCUAUACUAUAUUACUUCGCUUUUGGUGAACUUUAGCUAUCUUAUUACAAACUACAAGUUAGCUAUGGCGUUUGGAGAGAUUGUAGCAAUUCUCUAUCCCUCGGGUCACUCACUUAUUUUAGUUAUUUUAAAUAACAAACUGAGGCAGGCAUCUGUCAGAAUGCUGACGUGUAGAAAAAUUGCCUGCAUGGUAUGA